Messenger RNA from Penicillium manginii, 939 nucleotides. RefSeq lists its product as uncharacterized. The record is from RefSeq and is a predicted model, not a curated record. The transcript is spliced from 2 exons. Lineage: Eukaryota; Fungi; Ascomycota; Eurotiomycetes; Eurotiales; Aspergillaceae. The coding region runs from base 1 to 939 and encodes 312 amino acids.
AUGAGCCCAAUCAUCGGUGUCUUCCCCGCCUCUGGUGGGCUGGGAUCGAGCGUUGUGAAUCAUCUAAAAACACUUGUUCCUGCUUCGCAAUUAUUGCUAAUCGCCCGCCACCCCGAAAAGCUAGUCGCCAGCAGCCGAGAAGGCGCUUCUAUUCGACAAGCCGAUUAUGAUAUCCCAUCGUCUUUGACCAAUGCAUUCGACGGGGUGGAUGUGUUGAUGUUAAUUUCGUAUGCGUCGUUUGAGGUCCAGCAUCGGGCUGAGGCCCACAAACUCGCAAUCAAUGCCGCUAUCGCAAGUGGCGUGAAGCACAUCUUCUAUUCAUCGCUUGGGUUUGCGGGUAACUUAAGCGAUGAGAGCGUUGCACAUGUCAUGGGCGCUCAUCUUCUGACCGAAAAUUAUCUCGCGGCCCAGAAAGAUAAAGUAUCCUAUACUUCCAUUCGGGAGGGGCUCUACUCAGAGUCUUUUCCUAUAUAUACGGCCUGGUUUGAUCCCAAGAGCCCGGUUGAAGAGAUCACAAUUCCACAUUCGGGUGAUGGCCCCGGUGUCUCGUGGGUGAAACAAGACAAUCUCGGCGAAGCAACUGCUAGGCUAAUCGUUUCAUACGUGACGAACCCUACAAGAUUUAGCUAUCUCAACGAGAAAGUUCUCCUGUCGGGGCAAAGGGAAAUAUCGCUGACGGAGACGGUGGAAAUUAUCGGUCGCACUAUCGGAAAAAAGCUUCGAAUCAAGGAGAUUUCGGUCGAUCAAUAUGUUGAUUUGCCUCAGAUUGGGGAUAAGCACACAUACCACGGUAUUGACCUCUCUAGAGAGUGGUCCACUGCCUGGCAAGCUAUUAGGAAUGGAGAGGCGGCUACUGUUUCUCUGGCUUUGAAGGAUAUCUUAGGCCGGGAGCCUGAAGAUUAUGAGACAACCAUUCAGAAUCUUAUUGGCAAUAUCUAG